CCUAACAAUAGUUGAGUCUGCAGUGCCAAAUUCUGGCAAAGGGCAUGGUCGCUCCUGGGCUCUACCAGAUGGCAGGAAAUCAGAGGUCAGGAAAUGGCAGGAAAUCAGACCAAGCCAAGACCUCUUUGGUAAAAGAAGGCAGAAAAAUAUAUGGUUGCUCUUGACAGAAUAACUUGGGAGAUGGAAUAGGAAAAGGCUCACAGAAAAGAGAUGUGUUUUAGAAAGAGCAAGACAAGAACCACAUAAUGGAGUUUCUAGGAAGGUCAGACAAAGGAGAACAAGAGACAGUGUGGUGUAAUGGUUAGAGCAAAGCUUUCCAAACUGUAUGUCAUGACAUGUUAGUGUGUCAGCUGCAGUGUGUAGGUAUGUUGCAGGAACGCUCCCUGCACUCCUCCCAGUGUUGGAAAGGGGUUAGUUUAACCUCCAGUUUGCUGGUAAAACUGAAUUACUGUGUCGUGAAAUGAUGCAUGUCUAAAGUGUGUCAUCAACAUGAAAAGUUUGGAAAGUUCUGGGCAGAGCGCUGGAAUAGGACCUGGGAGACAAGGGUUAAAAUCUCCACUUGGCCAUGAAAUUCACUGGGUCACCUUGGGCUAGUCACUGCCUCUCACCCUAACCUACCUCACAGGGUUGUUAUGAGGGUUAAAUGAGGAAGGUGAGGAUCAUGUACAUCACCUUGAGCUUCUUGAAGAAAAAGGUGGGAUAUAAAUGCAAUAAAUAAAGAAUAAACGCAGGACAAGGUUUCAAGAGAACUGGCCAUGGAUCUUCAUCCAUCUGUUAUACCGGUUGAUUUGAGUACAGUAUCUUACUUUUCAAUCCACUGUGGUAGGAGGGACACCUCUUGUUCUCAAGCCGCACCACAACUCUCUAGUUCAGUCUUUUAAAAUGCAAUGGCCUCCAAAUGUUUUGGACUACAACUCCCAUCAGCCCCAACCAGCAUAGUUAUCAUUGCCAUAUUUCAAAAAGUGAAUAUCCAGACAAAUAGGCACACAUGCACCUGGCGAGGUCUUUGUGGUUUCCACAGGAUCUCCUCCCUGUGCAGAAAUUAAUCUUGAAAACAGCAUUCUGUUGUAGUCAAUAGAAUAAGCUGCAGUGCCCAUGACAGCUCCUUUGGUUUGCAAAUGGUCCAUGGGUCCCAAAAGGUUGGGGGUCCCCUGCUUUAAAGCAGUGGCUUUCCAAUUUCCUACUUCCAGGCAACCCUGCACCACAAUGAUGGGCCUUCCAAUAAAUUCCCACACUUCUGAUAAGGAAUUCCAACACCAUUUUGUGGAGAAUUCUGGAUCACCCAGUUCAUUUUCAGCAGUAAAUAAAACUGUGGGAACAUCAUUGUUGGCCCAUUUCUACUGUGUGACCAAGAACACACCCAACCCUCUAGCAACUAUACAUUGCAAGGGAAGAGGGACAAGAAAAGCUGAAUCAGACCAAUGGCUUAUCUAGUCCAGCAUCAUCUUCUCACAGUGGCCGACCAGAUGCCUGUGGGAAACUUUCAAGCAGCACAUGAGCACAACAGCACUCUACCCACCUGUGCUUCCCAGCAACUGGUAUGUGGACAUGAGACCUCUGACAGUGGAGGUAAACACAGCCAUUGUGGCUAGUAGCCGUUAAUUGGAGAAGCUUGCCUGCCAUUCCUGUGCCUUUCCUUGAGGAAUCCCUGAAAGGCCUUCCCUGAAGACAUUUUGAAAAACCAUUGUACUAAAGAAGAUGACAAGUGGUGUCUGUAUGUAUUGCCUAAGAGAAACAGUUUCAAGGUAAAACUGAUCACUGUAACACUAGCAGCGCCUUGCUAGACAUGCUGCAUUUGCUUCUCCAGUGGCUAUGGGAUUGAUCUGGGCUUCGGAACAGAAAGACUGACUUCUGCUGAAGAUGAGAGACGAGGAAAGGUCCUGGGAAAUGCCUGUGCCGAGCUUAAGGUCUGCUUUCUUUUUUUCUAACAGGGACAUUGCAUAGGAAGCCUGUUUUUGUGCUGCUCCAUCUUGCCCUCUUCAGCGGCUGGUGAGUGAAACAUUUGGGUCUGACCUUGCAGCAGAACAUUGGCCGUGGGCGGUAGAGCUAAGAGACCUUUCUGGGCCCAAAGAUGCCAGAGGGCACAGAAAUGGGGUGGGGACGCAAUGCAACGAAGGUGGACAUUGUGUGUGUAAUAGUAAUAGUGUAGUAGUAAUAAUAAUGGUAGUAUCUGCUAGCACUGCCACAUUAGAUGACCCAAAAUCCAAACAGUGCAUAAUACCAUAAUAAACCAGACUUUUGCCGACCUGAUGCCUGCCAGACUUGGACUACAACUCCCAUCAGCCUCAGCCAAUGGUAAGGCAUUAUGGGAGCUGUAGUUCAAAACAUUUGGAGGCUGCCAGGUUGACAAAGGCUAACACAAACAAUGCAAACUAGGCAAACUGGUACACUUGCCAUAGGUCACAUCUUUAACUGCUGAAGCAGUUUUCAGAGUAGAUGACACAAGUUCUCCCCUUCAGGCAGAAUUUGGCCAAGGUUGUACACUAUUUCAAAUGCUCUGCAUUCUUUUCCAACUUUUGGAUUUUCUCGUGAAAACAGGGCUGAUGAGACAUAACUGAGAAACAAACGUAUCACAGGGAAGGAUGGGAUUCCUGUGGCCUUCCAAAUGUUGGACUCUGGCUUCUACCAGCUCCAGCUAUAAUAGAGGGCCUGACUCUUGUUUGCCUGGAUGGAGGAUGGAGAGGUCAAAUGUACUUCCAUUUCUCUGCCCACUUUUCCCUCUGGCUUCACCCUCCGCUGGCACGUGGCCUUCCCCCCCAGAAGGGAAUGCAGCCCUUGGGCUGGAAAAGGCUCCCCAUCCACUGGAGGACAUGUUCUGCUUCCUGCAGCACAAUGGGGUAAUGAACCUCCUGGAUAUUAGCAGGACAAAGGAGAAAAUACAGUGGCUGAGGCUGAAUUCUGACAGGCCUUGAUGACUGACUUGCCCCUCCUCUUUCUCACUGGCACAGAUUGCGGCAUGCAGAUCAGCUUAGAUCCCAGAAGACCCAUGCAAGAGUUUGCAGCUGUAGAUGAACUCCCUUGGAUGGUAUCUUUGCAGGAUGUCUAUGGCAACCACUUGGCUUUGGGCUGCAUCCUGGAUAAACAUUGGAUAGUAAGUGCAGCCUCUACUUUCCUGAACAGGUGGGUGCUAAAGUGGAGGUUUUUACACACAUGGAGCAGGAACAGUUAUAGCUGCAAAUCAUCAAACACUGUAUAGGAACUUCCUUCAAGGGCCAGAAAAAACUUUGCAACAAUUAAUAAUAGUUCUUGCAGCACAAUCCUAUCCUUGGGUCAUUCUAGCUAGACAAGUAGGUCAACUUGGAGAUGUAGCAGGGUUGCAGUGGAGCCCGGGCAGAGGGCUCUGCUCAGUGGUCUGCCCCUGUCCCUUGCAGCAGCUGCAAAAGAGGUGGUGUUUCAGGAAAAGUGCUCCCAGGUGAGUCCAUGAAAAGCCUCAGAUGAAGACCUCUGUUCCCAGCCACACUGGAAAACUGGCUGCUCAGUUAAUCAGAAUCCUACCACAAUAGGCUGCCAGAAGUACAUAGCCCCCAGCAAAGAAACACAAUGAAGUUUGGGGGUAUAUCUGGUUGGCCACUUUGAGAACAGGCUACUGGACUAGAUGGGCAACUGGCCUGAUCCAGCAGGGGCCAGUCAAAACACUGGCAAGCCUAGCAGGCAGGAAUUAGGGUCCCUUUUGCCACGUGCAAAAGCAGCAGCAGGAGACUUGUGCAGCCUAUCUGCUUCUCCCUGUUAAGGCCUCCCCAUGGUAACAAUGAAGAAUUGAUUGGUUGUGUGCAUUUGGCAACCAAUAGGGGUUGUUUUUUUUAUAAAAAAAAAGCCAAUAGCCACAGUCAGGAGGGUGGGCCAGAAUUGUGGCCAACAAGGAAACAGUUAAACCUCCCUUCCCCAUUUCCUGCAUCCUGAUGAAAACCUAACCCCUCUCCUGUUGUUGUUGUUUAGUCGUUUAGUCGUGUCUGACUCUUCGUGACCCCAUGGACCAGAGCACGCCAGACACUUCUGUCUUCCACAACCCCUCUCCUGCCUUCUAUUUAUUAUUAUUAGUAGUAGUAUGUAAAUACAUGUUUAGCAUGAUGUCAGGAUUCCUGUUUUUUUAACUGGUACUUGAAAGUCAGGCAUUCAUUAACUGAUUCUUUUCCUUUAUCGCUGCACCUCCUUUUCAAUUUCUGUGCCUCAAGCCCAGAAGCUUCCCCCAGGAAUGGAGAGGCCUGAAGCAAGGGCCCAUGUCUGUGUUCACUCAAGUGCCUUUUCUUUGCUUACGCUUUCCAUGGCCAGGACCCAGGUGUUGGCCCUGGUUGGUAUCACAGGCCUGAAAGACAGAAGUUUCUUGAUCCCCAUCAGUGCCAUCAUCCCGCAUGAAGCCUUUGAUGAACUCACUCUUCACAAUGAUAUUGCCCUCCUGAAGAUAGGCGCCCGGCUCUAUUUCAGCAAGGCUUUGCAGCCCAUCUGCUUCCCACCUGAAAACUUCCCUGUGACAGCUCUAAGGAACUGCUUGGUUGUGGGCUGGCUGCAUCCUCACACAGGUGAGCUACUUGUGUACCAUGGCGCUCACAAUGGCAGUCUUCACAAAUGCUGUGCAAGAUCAAUUGCUCCAUUAUUUUUGGAUUGCAUUUACACCCUGCUCUUCCUACAAGAACAUGUUUGGUGUUAUGCCUAUUUUCAGUUUUUCUCCCAUGAGAACAUCCAUCCCUCUCAUGGAUACACAUCUAUUGGCCAUCUGCAUGUGGAAGACUUCCCAUAGUUCCCAGGGAUCAGAUCUAUGUCUUCCUUGCAUGUGGUUAUUGCAUGUGGCUUCCAAGAUUUCUCCUGGCUGGACACUUAAGAGACAAGGUGCUAUUCAAACCUUUUUUAGAACACAGAAUUCUUUUGAACCAAUAGAGUCACUAAUCUAAUUUCAAUUUGUAGACAUUUUGCCAGAACCAAAUUCUGGAAGCUAGUGAGAUCUUUCUUCUUUUCUUUACCUUGCCCCUCACUGUUGGGUACUAAGGAGAGCUACUUCCUCUGUGCCCUGGACAGAAGACAGGAAAUAUAGCUUUUAGCACAGGAGGGUGGGCUUUGAAGGGAAGAUGGGCAGCCCAAUGUGUGUUGUGUUCAGUUGCCAACUUAGCCCUGUAAAGACCUAGAAAGGCCAGGCUUUGCUCAUGCCUUUGUAUCUCAGUCCAGACAGGGAGCGUCUCUCUACGGAAGCUCUCGGUGGUGGAUGUUGACCCCUGUCCCCUGCACAGAAUCAUGACCACAGAGUGCUGCAGCCACAGGAAAGCUGACAAUGUGUCUGGAUGCCUGGUGAGAAAGUCAUGUUCAUAGGCUCAUCUGCUGCUACCUCUACACAAUUCAUAAACACAACAAGAAGUUCUCUUCUAGUGACUGUGCAAACACUUCAGCAAGGCAUAGUGAAAGUACAGAAAAUAUUUCCCCCUUUUAACACAAGAGAAUUGCUGCAGCCGUUUACUGGGCAGGGUGGUGCUUUAACAUUAGCACUUGUGUUUUCUAUUAUUAAAUUAUAAUUUUUAGAUAUUGUUAUAAAUAUAUAUAUAUUUGUGAGCCCCUUCUAAGAAUUUUUUUCUAAAAGUUGGGGUAUAAAUCUAUUGAAGAACUUUUGAGAUAGGGGCAGAUCUACUCAUUCCUAGGCAGCAUUUGAUAAAAAAAAGAAGAAACACCCAUCAAGAGACCAGUUAAGAGCUGGUAGGUGAACCAUAGCCCAUAAGUAAUCUCAGAACUGUAGCCUCAGAAAUGUCUUGGAAUGUCUAAUUUUCAUGUUAUUCUGAUGGCUGAAAACAGGGCCGGGCAUGAUGAAUCUGGAUUUAAUCCAGUUUAUUCAAGAUCCACAGGUAAAUGUUAAAUGCACUCUUAAUUCACAUUUCUGCUCAGCUGUGAAGCUGAGUGAUCUUAGGUCAGAGAUGGUGACAGGCCCAUCUUCACAGGGUUAUUGUGAGAAUAAAACAGAGAGGAGGAGGAGAACCCUGUAUGCCACUAUGACACCCUUAGCCAGCCAGCUCACAGUGCCCAAUUUCAAACGCUAAUGAUUCCUGCCUGCUGCUGGCAAUCCCUGUUUGUGGAAGUGAGUUGUUAGGGGGACCAUUUUGCUUGAUCUGCUAUUUGGAAGGAAUCUGCAGCAGAGAGUAAAACAGCAGUUUCUGCUCCUGAUGGAACCUUUUCAUUGGACCAGGGGGCCCACCAAAAAGCUCCACAAACUCCUCCUUGUUCCUAAAAUUCUGACUUUGUGCACCUAUCAUGAGGUCAUGAGCUCCAUAUUCUUUUUCUUAUUUUGCCUUGCCUUUUAUUGUAUUUUAUGAUUUCUCUGUCAGUUGUCUUGAACUGCAUGUGGAGAGGUGGGGGAGAGGUAUUUGAAAUGAAUAAAUAAAGGCACCUUUGCUUUUUUCCUCUUCCAAAGGGAUACCCAGGCAACCCGGUCAUGUGCCAGGCAGAUGGAACAAGGCAGUGGGUGCUGAAGGGAGUGAUGACCAAGGGCGGUAUGAGAUGCUAUGGGCCGUUUCUCUACACCAGAGUGUCUUCCUAUGGCGACUGGAUUGUGACCACCACAGCAAAGUGGGGAGCUCCGGCCUCUCCCAUCCCUGACUCAAGACACAGCCCCUUCAGACCUCCCAUGGAGGAGGGCGAAGGGAUAUUUGAACCCAUUGGGGAGGAGAGAGCCAUUGACUUCUCAGACCACACCAGCCUUAAUCAUACAGAGCACCUCACAGAAGACAGCCAGGAGCUCCCAGAAGGGCCAGCUGAGUCACGGGCCAAGCAGUCUGAUCCCAUCUAUUAUGACUACUACAGUGGGGAGCUUCUUCCCGUUUCUACAGCCAAGUUAGGCCAGCCUGAAGGCCUCCUCUCUAAAAGCCUCAUGCCCUGUCUUCUGACAUGCUGGAUGGUGGCAGGUUAAGCAGCAGACAUUUCUGAGAAAUGCACAGCUGAGAUAUGGUGAGUGCUGUUAUGCUCAUCUGUCAUUUCCCCAGAAGUCCCAUUUGGACAAUUAAACUUCAAACCCUCCUUAUUCAAUCUCCUUAGAACCAUGUGGUAUGAAAUGACUCCAAAGUGGUAAAUAUAGCCAGAUAUAUUGAUGACUUAUAAAGUAACUCAUCACAGGGGAGCAGAAAGGGAAAGGGGACAACAACUGCAGGGGUCCUGAGACCCUGGUGCAAAUACCUUGUCAGGAAGAGAGAGCCAAAGAAGACAGAGGAAGCAGGAGGCAUGUGCUACAGGGACUACUGUUCUCUUCCAAGGCUAGGCAACUGUGCCCUUGGUAAAGUGCCUUUGUCCAGCUCUCUCCUUCUCAGUUGCUCCCUUGCUCUGGGAGAAGAGCCUGCAGCUGUUGACUUGCCAGCUUUGCCUUGUGCCAAGUACUCUGGUAGCCCCGCAAGGCCAUCUGUGAGACGGAAGAGGGGAAAAGAGGAAAGCAGUAAGAAACUGAGCUGGGAGUGAGGGACAGAGAGAGAGACUGAGAAAGAAAACCCAGACCAAGGGGGAGGGGGACAACUAUUGCAUGCCUUCUAUUUACCCUAAAUGACAAAUGCUCUCUAAGUUCCUGCCCCUAAGGUGGGUGGAUCAGCUGUUCCUGGCCCUCUCUUGCUUGCUCAUCCUCAUUCUGCUCCUCUUUUAAACUCCAAGCAAGGAGAAAAAACCACACAUAUACAGAGAGGCCGCUUCUCCUCCUGUAUCUGCACCGUGGAGUAAUAUCAUUUCAGAGUGCUCCAGAAACAGCAUCCACUAUCUGCAGGCUUAUCUACUUCCUGAUGCUCUACUGCCACCUUCACAAUCCUAGAAAGCUUAAAUAAAACCCUGCUCUGCAAACCAGCAAGGGAGAGAACAAGGACAAGAAAGGAUAUGCCAAAGGCAACAGGUUGAAAGUGGAGUUUUUGUCCAUAGCCACAUCUCUUCAAGUUCAGGGCUAUCCCUACACUGAUCCCCAACUCCACUUCCUGCACACAAUCUGAACACCCUUUUCCAAUAGGGAAUUUUACCUCUCUUUAACCUGGUGUUGAGUAUAACAAUGAGGCACUUGGCCACAUAUUGCCCACAUCAGUGCCAAGUUUGUGUUCAGAGGCAGAACAGAGGUUUAACACAGACCUCGCUGUGGUCACCCCUGUGGCACAGGUGCCCAGAUGUAAGACCAGCAUGCUCAUACCUCUGCAAUUUCCACCUUCCUCUCCCAGAUCUUGAUGAUGUUCUCCAGUUCAUGUACUGCCAUCUUCUCAUGGACAUAGUCGAGGACAGGGGGCACUUUGUACUCUGCCAGUUGUUUCCGUAGCUUUUUGUUCAGGACCUCGGCUUUGAACCGUUCCUAUAAAAAAAAGGAAAAAAGAAAAGUAUUUUGAUGAGAGACUCUCUUUAGUUUUAUUUCAUUGCAUUGUAUGGGGUGGGGUGGGGACAGGAAUUUAGAUCAGGGAAAUGGCAGGGGGAGAAAGGGCUAAACACCUCUUCAUCCAACAUCAAUACACCAAUCACAUUCAGAACCCCCAGUGACUUCUUUAAAGUAAAAAUAAAAAUGUUUGGAGAGCUGAUCACAGAUCUUCACUGUAAUAUGUAGUUGGACCCUGCACCGGUCCUUUACUCUGGGGGAAGCACCUGCACCUGAUGACUGGCCGUUUUCAUCUGAAGCCAGACACUGCAGGGCUCCUGCUGGUAACCCACCCUAUUUUCUGAGUAAGGGAAAUAGCUGUUUAUCCUGAACGUACAACCCACGGAAGAUAAAGAGGCACUGAGCCUUUCCUGACAUUCUUUCCUUAGUCAGAGGACUCCCCCUCUUGAUCCACGCAAAUAAACCAUCUUCAGUUUGCAACCAUUCACACUUUUCUUCCUGAAAAUGUGAAAGUCCCUGUCCAGGCUUUUCAGCAUCACUUAUAGCAAGCAAAUUAGUUCCCAGAUAAUACAAAGUCCUCCCUUAGUGUACUGAUUUUUCUCCUGGGAUCAUUUUUGCUCUACUUUGACUCACAAGCCUGAAAAAUCACAUGCAUUAACAAUAAAAAAUAAUAAAAAUACAUUAGGAGCCAGUAAACUGGACAUUGUUCCUGGCGGCAACACCAUCAUUCACAAAUAAUCCCAGUAAGUUGAUCCUGUCACUGUUACUUUAAAACCUUUGCUUGCAGUUAAAUAGCUCCUGUCCCUCCCUUCAGUCCUACCUCCUCAACGAGGAUGGCCUCAUGUUCAAUUUUUUCCAGAGACUCCUUUCUCUGGGCAAUAUCUUUCACCAGGUUGGUGGCCAGGGUCAUUGCGGUAUACAGUUUCUUCUGAAAUAAAACAAGUUGAUCCAGACUGAGAGUGAAAAGAAGGUUGGAUGGCCUGUGUCUACCUAAGCAGAAGGAACUUUCAGAAGGCAGCAUCCAGAUUUACUUUGCAUGUCUGAAUGCUACCUGGCCACACACGGAACAGCUGUAACUGGAAAAUGAGGUUUCAGUAGCCAGCACAGACACUAAAUCCAGAAUGGAAGUAUAAAGUAUGUUCACAAAAUUAUGUUCGCCUUUACAAAGUUCCAUCCUUAUUUCAGAUAUUGUGAUAUAUUGAUAUAUUGCAAUGUUUAGCUGGUGAUAUAUCAGGAUUAUUCCCUGGGAAUAAUGCCCAAGUGAAAAUGAAGACAGUAGUGCAAAGAAGAGAUUUGAAGAGAUGCAGAAAAAGAGACUCCUGCUGAAAUCCCUUCUUCUGGACAGUGAAAUAUGCUCCAGAAGCUUUUGGGAAAGGGCCAAAGCUAAGAGGUUAAGAGCAUCUGCUUGGAAUGCAGAAGGUUCGUGGUUCAACUCUCGAUGGAUUCUCCAGGAAGGGCUAGGAAUGGCCCCUGAGUCUGAAGUCCUGGAGAACAGCUGUCAGUUGGUGCAGACAUUAUUGAGCCAAAUGGACCAAGAGUCCUGUGUCCCUAGGCUCAUCCUCCUCUAAGUUUGGCCCAGGAUGAUACAACCUCCUGGACCAAGUCCCACCGUUUUGAUUCUUAUAGGCUCAUUUGCACACAGUGGGAUCUUCCUUUGGGGUGGGGGAAGCUUCCCAUGGUAAGCAUAAGGUUUCAGGGACAGUUGUCCCUCCAAUUUUGCAUUAUGCCAAGCCCCCCCCAUGGUAGCCAUUUUGUGCCUGGAGCCCCUAAAUUCAAAAUUCAAAAGGUACCCACUAGUCCAAAAUGGUGCCUCUUUCAGGAUGUGUGUGUGUGAGAGAGAGACAGAGAGACUCAGACCUUCUUUUAGCUUGCUUCCACACUAGACAUUUACUGCAGAAUAGCCAAGCUUUACCAGGGGUACCAACUUGAAUAAAAUAUGGGGGAGGGGGCAGGUAAGCUCUGACCCGCAUAAUUGAUCCCAAGACAUGGCUCAUGCACACCAUUUGAAUGGCAAUGCCCAUCAACUUGGGGAGGGGGCACAGCCCCCUCAAAUAUUUUAGUGGGAGGGACCAAAGGGAGAUCGGCCCCUAGACGUUGGGUCCUAUGCUUUACACACUCAUUUUCUACAGGUUAUUUGCAUGACAUCAUGAACAAACAUCAUGUUCCCCAUACUCAGUUCCCCCUCUUUUUCUUUUCAGAGCCCAGAAUAUUCAACUUUAAAAAACCCCAAUUCAAUAGCACACAAUUACCCAAGUGAAUAUACCCCCUUCCUCCACUUCUAUUCUCGCUGAUUAAAUUGUUCUGGCCAUUUUCUGGACUGUUGCCAUUUCCUUUCCUAUUCUCUGUCCCUCUUCUCUAGGAAUCAACUUGAUCAAUUUAACUCUCCCUGUCCAAAAAGCAUUGCUUUUAUAUCAGCACCCCUACCCCCAUUGCAGAGGGCAUGGGCAGGUGGGGGAGAAUCAUGAAUGAGAAUGCAGUUUGGAGAAGGGAGCAUUUAACCCUCUUGCACAAUGUUUCUGACCAUUGGAACUCUGCUCUGCAACGGAAGAGAUGGAGGAAAAGCUGUGUUUACUCCUUAGCAGAAUAAUUGCUGGUUACAGAGCAGAGCUUUGGUCUACAGCAGCACUGUCCCCCUCAGUAGGGAAGUGCAGGCAGUUGGAUCCCAGGUCUCUUCCAGCAGCCAUCUUAAGCCAUGUAUGGGGAACCAAAGAGCAGGGGAGAGAGAGAGUACUGUGGGACUGCUCUACUUACUCUGUAGAAAUUGAGGACCUGGAUAGCGUUGCCCACAGUCAGCUUCAGUUGCAGCAGCUCCUGGUUCCGCUCAUCAAUCUUCUCCAGGAACUGAGCAUUCUCGAUUUUCAGCUGCUGGAAAUCGACCUCGUGUAGUGCCUCCCCGAGUUCCUCCUUCUGCAGACCAACCGAGAACAGUGUGGGUCACUGACCAGGGAGCCCAAGUACAUAGCAGGUUUCUCUGUGUACAGUUCUAGUUGCCUCACCUCAGAAAGGAUAUUGUAGAGUUGGAAAAGGUUCAGAAAACAGCAACCAAGAUGAUCAAGGGGAUGGAGUGACUCCUCCAUGAAAGGUUGCAGUGUUUGGGACCUUUUAGUUUAGGGAAAAGGCAUUUAAGAGGUGAAAGGAUAUAAGUUUAUAAAGUUAUGCAUGGCAUGGAGAAAGCAGGUAAAAGUUUUGUUCCCUCUCUCAUAAUACUAGAACAUCCAAUGAAGCUGAAAGUUGGAAGAUUCAGGACAUUUAAAAGAAAGCAUUUCUUCACAUACAGUAGUGCACAGUUAACCUGUGGAACUUGCUCCCAAAGGAGGCAGUGAUAGUCAAAUUUGGAUGGUUUUAAAAGAGGACAUGUUCCAAAUGUUGGGUGCUCUUUCUGAAUUGAUGAUUCUGGUGUUCUACUUAUGGAGAUACUCCUGAUCAAUGAGCAACAACAUGGAAUGCAUGGGACACCAAGCAAUGGAACACCUGAGGCGAGACUGGCCUGUUGAGAUGCAGCUUCACAAACUUGCAGUUUACGCACCUGCUUGAGCUGCAUUUGCAUCUUCUUCUUCUGGACUUUCAGGGAAUCAUUUUUCAAACGAAUUUUCUCUUUCAGUACAUCCUGAAAAAGAAAGUCACCUAAUUUCUUUCUCAGGCUUGCUGCUAAAGUUUGCCUGCAUUUACAUGUACUUUAUGUGUGGCUGGGAGAUGAGCACUUACCCUGCAGGCUGUGACCAAUCACUCCUGGCGGCAAAGCUCUCCAGAGGAAACUCCCAGGUAAUAACAGGAAUGCUGCUUUGCCUUGGACCUUACAUGUAUCCAAAUGGAAUUGCCUCUCAACUCUAACAUGUGUGAAGACUUUUGAGUUGCACAGAACUCUAUUUUAGGCCAAAGAGUUAGGUGCAUCUCAUAAGUAUUUUGAGCAAUUAUACAAUUGUGUAUAAUUGUGUAUAAACAGCUCUCAACCCUGAUGCAGUUAAACUAGAAGGAAUGGCAGCUGCUCAUUAUUAUUGCUAUUGCCUUGCACAGGCAAUAGCCAUUCUCUGAAAGACUGAAUAGAGGAAAAGUUGAUGAAGAUCAGAACUGGGACUUCAUAGAUACAGUUGCCAUCUUUUUCAUUGGCCCCACUCCUAUGUAUUUACCAGGCUGAAAUGUAAUAUAACAUGUAGAAAUGUGGUGAAGCUGGCAUGGAGAUAGGAGGAUGAGCUUUACCUGUUUUAUUUCUGCAUGUUAAGGCUACAGGUACAGGGUUAGGUAUGGUUCUUUAAUGAUAAAUAUCCAUCCUAUCUACUGAUUCAGCUUUAUAAUGUCAAGAUAUGUAUUCUAUGGAAUAAGAAUGCUCUGAAAUAGACACAUUUCUCAGGAAGUCCUCCUCUGAAUGACAAAGAUUGCUUAAGGCGUCUGAAUGUAUGCCACUGUUUGGUGGGAUCCACCAUGAUGUCUACAGGCUACUGCACUCAGUUGCUGGUAUCUAACAAAACAAGAACAUAUGCAGGACGAUUAGAGACACUGACGGUCCCACUAUCAGGCUGUUUUACCAAGGUUCUCAGUCGGCUAACAGAGCAAAAUGAGAGCAGCUGGUGGGACUCCUCAAUGUUCUCUCCACUUACCCUGUAGCGUAUCCUAUCUUCCAUGUAUCUUAGCACUUUUUCAGAGGCGAUGACACUCCCUUUCUUCUUGGUGAUGGUUUUGACUAUAUCUUUGUCAAAGUCCUGCACAGCUUUCUUAAUGUCAACUAGGCGGAUGUCUGCUUCCUCCAGGACAGCCUGCCAAAUUCAGAUUGCACCGUCAGUAAAGGAAGGCUGCAUGUCAUUGAUUUGUUCUCAUGGAAAACCAUGCUGACCAGCUGCUGCCCGGGGACAAAGCAUUGUGUUCUGUAAACUCUUGAGUUAAAAAGGUGGAGACCAGCAGCAAGCAGUAGGUGGCAAACAUGAAUGGCUUGGCUGUGGUACUCCAGCUGAACUCCUUGCCCAAGACCAUUAAUUGUUAUGACUGUUAAUGAGCAAUGCCUAACUGAUGGUAAGAUGUCCAGCAAUUAUUUAUUUACUACAUUUAUAUGCUGCCUUUCUGCCAAGGCACCCAGGGUUCUUUUAGUAUUUUAAAAUUGCAAUCCAACACAUGAUAUAAAAUGUAAAGUUGCCUAUGAGUGGGUGAGUCCAACGGAGCAGGCACUGAUGUUUCCUGCCUCUCUUGCUUCCCCCCUUUCCUUCCCACAGGGCAGAUGGUGCAGGCCCAAAUAAUGUUUUUGUUUAUCUCCCUUGCUCAGUUCCCACCUUGAAAGUCACAUUCCAUUGGAAAAGCUUUCCAAACCUGACCAUGUUAUUGCAACUGAUAAUCUUGGAACUAACCCUAACUGGGCUCCCCAAACUCCAUGCAUAAGAGCCUGUGUGAGCAAAUGGCACUGCCAAGCACUUCAGCUGUAUUUCUCAUGCCAUAGCUCCUGCUGUGUUUAUAAUACUGAAAUACUGAAUGAGGAAAAGAGUGGUUUCAUUGGCAGACAAAAUAAACAGCCACCCACUCUGGCCAGCUAUGCACUCCAGGUUUAAGUAUCCAGAAAAGAGACAUUUAACCCAAGUUUUAGCUCUUCAGCAUCUAUUGUAAAAUACACAAAAGAGGAAUAUUCUGACAUUCUGCAAGAGGCAGCCUGGCAUGUAUCUUCCCAAUCAACAGCAAAACUGACAGUCUUUUAAAAGGCAGUUCCUCCCCUUAACUAUGGCUUUUAUAAGCCCACAGCUCCUUGGAGUGUCCAUAAAUUGGUGUUUUUAAGCCUUUCCCAAAGUACUACUGCACAGAAAUGUAUAACAAGAUCAGCGCUAAAGCCCAGAAAAUACAGGGGAUCUUGAAGCCCAGUGUUUUAAUGUUAUCAAGUGCCAUCAUUUCCUGCCUUCCGCUUCUCAAGAAGACCAGUUGUCUACAGCCUUGACUAAAUGAACUGCCUUUGGAUUAUAAGUUUGAUUGGUAGAAAAGUGCCUCUUCAUCUGAAUCACCAGAUACUACUGAGUGGGCCAAAAAUGGCAUACCACUGCUCACUUACUAAAUUUGACCUGGCAUGAACAGGUGCCUCAAUGAGGAGAGAACACACACUUCAGUACAGCGAUACAACACAUGCCUCUUCCUGUCCCAGAGCAACUAUACCAGGUAGUUCUGCAACAGCCUUUCUGAAUUUUCCUUUAACCUCUGAACGUCUUCCUUCGUCUCCUCCAGCUCCCGUUGUGCUAUGUCACAUUUCUGUUC
Podarcis lilfordi (Lilford's wall lizard) is the source of this 14515-nucleotide messenger RNA. NCBI's taxonomy places the organism in Eukaryota, Metazoa, Chordata, Lepidosauria, Squamata, Lacertidae. The record is from the annotation of a GenBank genome assembly.